Molecule: messenger RNA, 543 nt
Organism: Cladophialophora psammophila CBS 110553
Lineage: Eukaryota; Fungi; Ascomycota; Eurotiomycetes; Chaetothyriales; Herpotrichiellaceae
Exons: 2
Coding region: 1-543 (180 amino acids)
Source: RefSeq, a predicted model, not a curated record
AUGCGCAUCCGAGAAAUUUACGCUUUUUGGGGGCUGGGUCUCCUGCUAAGCAGCAAACUUCUUGUGACUGCGCUUCCAACCUUCGACUACAUGUGGAGCCAUGUCAGGACCGAGCACAUCUACAGCAGCAGCGAUGAUUGCGACCCAGCAAAGGAGGCUUGCUUUUGGCCGGGAUUCUUCCAUCUAGCCAUUGAAUCCAACGAAGAGAGUGACCCGGCGGUGAGGGUCCCCGCGGCUGUGUAUCCACAUGACACAACUUUGACUGCUACCGCUACCGACGACAACACCGCUACUUCUUGCACACCAAGCGCACAGGCUGCAGUCACAACGGUCCCGGAUUUGAAGUUCCAACGCCGUGAUGAAGAUACAGGCGUCAUUCCGCCUGCUAUUCAGUCUCAAGAGACCACCCUUCCCCCCGCCAACCCUACGCCCUAUCCCUGCGCAGGGGUGAUCCAACCAUGCGCACCAGGCUACAAGGUCCUACUCUUCAAUGGCAUGUGCAUCUGCUAUUAUCUUGGGGGUCGCGGCGAUGAAGCGAGGUGA